Mustela lutreola (European mink) is the source of this 1860-nucleotide messenger RNA. RefSeq names its product protein kinase AMP-activated non-catalytic subunit gamma 1 (gene PRKAG1). The transcript is spliced from 13 exons. The record is from RefSeq and is a predicted model, not a curated record. The coding region runs from base 318 to 1274 and encodes 318 amino acids. NCBI's taxonomy places the organism in Eukaryota, Metazoa, Chordata, Mammalia, Carnivora, Mustelidae.
UACCGGAUGCGGGGCGGGGCCUCUGCCCCCUCCGCCCCUUCUGCCCCGCUAUCAGAGAGCUUCCUAAAGCGAGCGAACCCAGUCAGCGCCUCUUGAAAUGGAGACGGACUGGGCCGCGCGAUGCCUACCUCACGUCCGUGGUACUCUCAGCCCGAGCUGGCAGUGACUCUUUGCUCUCGGUUAGGAACCCGAGCCUACCUCGGCGAUCUCGGACCUCCUUUCCUCUUAGCACCUCAAACCUUCAGAGGUUUGCCAGAGUGCAGGGCUGUGCUGUGAUCCGGCUUUCCUGGGUCACUUCUUCAGAUAGCUCCCCAGCUAUGGAAAAUGAGCAUCUUCAAGAGACCCCAGAAUCCAACAAUAGUGUGUAUACUUCCUUCAUGAAGUCUCAUCGCUGCUAUGACCUGAUUCCCACAAGCUCCAAAUUGGUUGUAUUUGACACUUCCCUGCAGGUGAAGAAAGCUUUCUUUGCUUUGGUGACUAAUGGUGUACGGGCUGCACCUUUGUGGGAUAGUAAGAAGCAAAGUUUUGUAGGCAUGCUGACCAUCACUGAUUUCAUCAAUAUCCUGCAUCGCUACUAUAAAUCAGCCUUGGUACAGAUCUAUGAGCUAGAAGAACACAAGAUAGAAACUUGGAGAGAGGUGUACCUACAGGACUCCUUCAAACCACUCGUCUGCAUUUCUCCUAAUGCCAGCUUGUAUGAUGCUGUCUCUUCAUUAAUUCGAAACAAGAUCCACAGGCUGCCAGUUAUUGACCCGGAAUCAGGCAACACCUUAUACAUCCUCACCCACAAGCGCAUCCUCAAGUUCCUCAAAUUGUUUAUCACUGAGUUCCCCAAGCCAGAGUUCAUGUCUAAGUCUCUGGAAGAGCUACAGAUUGGCACCUAUGCCAACAUUGCUAUGGUCCGCACCACCACCCCUGUUUACGUGGCUCUGGGGAUCUUUGUACAACAUCGAGUCUCAGCACUGCCAGUAGUAGAUGAGAAAGGGCGUGUGGUGGACAUCUACUCCAAGUUUGAUGUUAUCAAUCUGGCAGCAGAAAAGACCUACAACAACCUAGAUGUGUCUGUGACCAAAGCCUUGCAGCAUCGCUCCCAUUACUUUGAGGGAGUCCUCAAGUGCUACCUGCAUGAGACUCUGGAGACCAUCAUCAACAGAUUGGUGGAAGCAGAGGUUCACCGACUUGUCGUGGUUGAUGAGAAUGACGUGGUCAAAGGGAUUGUAUCUCUGUCUGACAUCCUGCAGGCCCUGGUGCUCACAGGAGGAGAGAAGCCCUGAGCUGGGGAAGGGGUCAGGCAGCACCAGGGGAUAUGCCCCACUCACUGCCUGCCCCACGUUCUAGCAACCAUGGAUGAAACCUUGAGAAUUGUGACUCUGUUCCCUGCUUGGGAGCUAGGGAGGGUGCGGGGGUUUGGGGGAGAGGAAGGAGAAUGGAUUUUUAGCUAUCUGUAUCCUAACACAGCCUAGCCCAUCCUAGCCCUUGACCUCUUAGAUGGAGCCCCCUUUCUGGGUGAAUGAUGGGCUGUGUGCCCCUCAGGCCAAUUCUGAUCUCUAAGAGAUCCCCAGACCUCACCUCUCUCUCUGUCCCUGACUCCACCCUAAGAUAUAGCACAACAAAACUCUUCCUAAAGAUAUUUUUAUUCAUCCUGCUUCAUGCUGUAUGGAGGAGGCUGAGUCCAUUUAGUGACAUUUCUUCCCAUAAUGGGAGGUGGGAGGAUUGUAGGGAGGAGGGUCGUUGGGUUCCUGUGCUAUGUGCAAAUGAAGGGAGAUGGGGGUUAUGUGGAGGAGGAGGGCAGAGCGAUUAGCUGAGGCUAUCACUUUUCAUGGCAAGCCUAAUUAAAAUGACAGGAACCUCUUCAUGGUA